Messenger RNA from Actinia tenebrosa (Australian red waratah sea anemone), 3686 nucleotides. RefSeq lists its product as uncharacterized. Lineage: Eukaryota; Metazoa; Cnidaria; Anthozoa; Actiniaria; Actiniidae. The record is from RefSeq and is a predicted model, not a curated record.
CAUCCACUGAAAACGAAGUAUCUARAGCAAAGUAAAAAAAAGAUGGACUUUAUUCAAAUCCUUAUGCUUUAUCUCGUUACUGUUAUUGAAAUAUCUACCGGAAAUAUUCCCAGAGAGAAUAUUUCACUUUCUCCUUCAACAUGGCCUCAAGAAGAAUACCUAAGGUUAGAAACGAUUUYUCUUAGAAAGAAUCCACGGCCGAAGCCUCUGGCUUACAGUGACACWAAGGGCUUAGUGGCGGGAACGACUAGUGCACUCGCGGUACACGCGGGAAUAGACGCGCUACGAAAAGGCGGGAAUGCGAUGGAUGCUUGUUUAGCAACAGCAAUGGCAGAAAUUCCCUUAACAGCGGGAGCAACAGUUUCCUUCGCCGGGGUAGCAAACAUUCUUUACUACGAUCACGUGACCGGAAGAGUUCACAAUCUAGACUCCGGAUGGAAGAUCCCAAGAAACAGAAACCAGGAACAGAUUCCGUCGCUGGAGACGCUGGGAGACUCAGUACUAGUCCCAGGGUUCCUUGCGGGCAUGUUUGAAGCGGCUGAGUUCUCGAAGUUUCCGCUGAGUACAUUACUUGAGCCCGCGUUGUUCUUUGCUGAGCAAGGCUUAAAGGUGCCUCACAGUUUGAGUAAACUGAUGAAGCAAUACUACAACAGGCACACGCUACUCAAGACUGACAAAGGUUCAAAAAUCUUCACCAAUCCACAAACCAACAAGCCGUACGAGCCAGCCGAUCUCUUCCGUCAGCCACAACUCGCCAAGUUCAUCCGAAACAUCCAAAGACACGGCAAAAACUACUUCUACCGAGGCAAAUGGACAAAAAAGYUGUUAGGGACGGUCCGAAAACACGGGGGUUACAUGAACGCUAAUGAUAUGGCGCAUUACGAAGCACAGUGGAUUGAGCCCGCGAGGACUAUGUACAACGCAUAUCACGUGUUUACAACCGGGGCAGACUGGGGAGGAGUUGAGCUGCUGGAGAUGCUCAACAUAAUGAACCUUGCAGGAUUGACGCUAUCCAACGAUACCUAUCUGACAAACGCGACAAAGUUAUUAUCAUUAAUAUCUAUAAGCCGAUACAGCCAGUUUAUAUCUGCAUACUCGCAUGCCAAUCCUGAAGCGUGGGGCACAUUGCACGAAUACUUUCACAUUGACUCCAGCCGUAAAGGAAGAAUGUCCAAUGCAACGGCAAAGCUGAUAUGGAACCGCCUUAGCAACCAAGAGGGAUUUGACAUGAUUAGUGAACUGAUCCACGAAUUAUUGACCAGUGUCCCGGAUGUUGACCGACAUCGAGAAAAUCGUCGUGGAUCGUCGGGGAUUGYUGCAAUGGACAAGGAAGGGAAUGUUUGUUCCAUGGCCCACACGGCCAAUUCUAAACCGUGGGGUACUGGGCUCUUUGUUCAAGGCGUGGCACUGCCUCAUUCUGGUGCUGUGUUACGCGACAUGGUGUCACGUGGUCAACCAGGAAGUAGAGUUCCUUCGGGACUUCAACCUGUGAUUGUCUUCAAGAAAAAUACAAACAAAAAAUCUACCUCGYAUUCAUUCUCAAAGGGAACUCUUCYGCGCAUUGAAAAGCCCUACAAACGAGAAAAAAAUCAAGAAAUCCUCGAAAUUAACAGCRAAAUAAUCAAAAAAGAAAUAUCUGCACCAAAACAAAAGUCAGCCGUGAAGCAACCGAAAGAAUUGCUUUCCGACACUUUGAAGAAAAACAGCAAGAAAGGGUAUUUGAGUAUUGUGAAUUUGAUCAGAGGACAAGAUAGCAGUGAGAAACCCCAUGGGAUUGAUGGGGGUAACCAUAAGCCCAACCCUACUUCAGGACACGAGAUGAGUACGAUGGAAGUAAUCAAUUCAAGUGUCGUAGACACAAACAAAACUGAAAAUCAAGAAGCUGAUAAUAUCGAGGAAGGAGUCAACGAGAAGAACGAUUCUAAGAAAACUGAAGUUAAGAAUGAAUGGGAAAGGGAAUGGAAAAAUCAUUGGGAGUAUGAACUUGAAGAAAACGAGAAGGAAAACGAAUUGAAGUAUGAUAAAUGGAAAGAAAAUGAAUGGGAAAAUAAGAUAGAAAGAGAACCGCUUGAAUCUGAAGAGGRAGAAAAUAAAAAUCAAAACGGGAAUGAAUUGACAGACUCAAAAUAUGAAGAGGAACCUGAAACGAUCGGGGGUCUGUUUGAUAUCAAUGAAUUAAAUUCCGACUACGGAAAAGAUACUUCCACCAAGACAGCUUCAAAAAUUUCUUCCUCUCAAUACGCAGUGAAGAAGUGGUUUCGAAAUUUUGUUCAGAAACUGCUACAGCAAGAGAAUAAUAAACUCCCUACUGGCCUAAUCACUCGUAAAAACUACAAAAAGAAGCGAAGAAAUAGGCAACUCAAGCCGGCGGCAGCCUUGUCAGUGAWUGGUCAAUCCGCAACGGAAGCCAUUUUACAGUACAUCAACAAUCUCCUUGACAACGAGAUGGAUGCAAAACAAGCUUCAGAAACGCCCAUGUUUUUUUCUUCGACACCAGGCUCCCUUCGCCAGGACGUGCGACUGGAGCGGUUCUCAUUCGACCAAGACGUCAUCAAUGACGUCAGGUCACGUGGACAGAAUGUCCGCGAGGUCAUGCAUAAAGUGAGUCGAGUUAUCGCGGGUUUUGGAGCGGUGUUAACAGUGAAGGRCAAAAGAAUUUACGGCUGUAGUCAUCCUGAUAGUGAAGGCUUUGCAGAAGGCCACUGACAGGACUCGACUAGCGAGAAAGAUAUUACUAGAAGUUCUAGUAUGUAUGAAUAACGAUUGAUUGCAUACUCAGGUUUAACCUCGUAUCAGUGUCUAAAUAUUCACAAAUACCAACGGUAAAGUAAAGAAUGCACAACCUCAACAAUACAAACACUUUGAAACUCAAUGGAUCUUCACUGGAACACAUUAUUAUUCUGCAGAAAAUCGAGGCUAAGCCUGAGCAACAAAGAACUCAAAACUAGCGUAUUGAGAAGAGGAAAGGUUUAUAAGUUAGGCCAAGGGAAGUGGAAGAUCAAAAAGUAGGGUCAUGACUUUUAGGCUCGUCUUGGAAAAUGCACGRAUGACAUUAAAAGAUUAUAAAUCUGUGCCAAAAAUUGGACGUCAUGAGUCUCCAAACCCUUCUCUACCUCAUGCCAAGUGUAACUUUUAGUUUGGGCGCAUUGUUUUCCCAUUUCAGACCACGUGUCAUUCUCUUGAGAAUAACAUUUUUUGUUUGAGUUGYAUCCAUAUUCAUGUGUCUUCUCAUGCGCAACCGUUAAACAAAGAAAUGAUACUCUAGGGAAUGACACGUGGUCUGAAAUGGGAAAACAUACGCUCACGCUAAAUUGGUCUAYUUACAACUAAUUUCUAUUCUAGAAUUCAAUUUCCUACUCAUCCAUCCAUGUAUAUAUCUCUGUAUUACAAAAUAUUGGACAAAAAGUUUGAGAUAUAAAGAGCGCGCUGAUUGGCUCGCUUACAUCAAAGGACAGAUGCUCCUCAAAAAUAUUUCAUAAAAGCAACAUAAACGGCUGCUUGUGUCUCUGCACUGUGAUAUAAACAUUCYGAGAGCUUUAAAGCACUACUACGUCUCGUGCCCCUAAGCUUGCUUCUUUCUUGCUCUACAGCUCCCAACCUGCUUAUAUCACAGUACAGAAACAUGCGUGCACGUUUUAUAUUUCAUAAUUAUCAAACUCAUGAAUAAUUCAUGAGGAAAACACAAC